AUGAGUUUGACGCCCAAUAAAACCUUCGUCUUCAAGCGAAUCCCGACCAGGCUCCCCGUAGUGGGAGACCACGUUGUCGUCGAAGACAGGCCGAUAGACCUUGACGCACCCCUCGACGAUGGGAGCUUCUUGAUCAAGGGUAUAUAUGCCUCCUUCGACCCUUACCAGCGCGGCGGCAUGCGCGACCCAUCCAUCAAGACCUGGCUGGAGGCAUACCCUCUUGGUGGCCCCGUUCCCACCAGCGUGAUCGGAACGGUGCUGAAGUCUGCGUCUCCUAAUUUUGCCGUCGACGACAUCGUUCACGUCUGGUUUGCGGCGCCGACGGCAGAGUAUGGCGUCAUUCCCGCAGGCGUCCCAGCUACUAAGCUUGAUGGGCCGGAGGGGGUCAAUGUCGCCCAUUUUCUCGGUGCGCUUGGCCUCCCUGGGCUCACUGCGAUCCGCGGUUUGCUGGAUAUCGGCAAGCCGAGGAAGGGGGAGGUGAUGUUUGUGAGUUCUGCCGCGGGUGCGGUGGGACAAAUGGCUGGGCAGAUGGCCAAGGCGGAGGGGUUGACUGUCAUUGGGUCAGUUGGGAGCGACGAGAAGCUGCAAUACAUCACGAAAGAGCUUGGUUUCGACGCUGGAUUCAAUUACAAGAAGGAAAAGCCCGGCGAUGCGUUGAAGAGAUUAGCUCCGGACGGGAUUAACCUCUACUACGAGAACGUGGGCGGUGAGCACCUCGAGGCGGCGUUGGAUGCUUUGCAGAUGGGCGGGAGGAUCGUUCAUUGCGGCGCGAUCUCUGAGAAGAACGUUCCCGUCGAAGAACAGCGCGGCGUGCGCAACCUCGUGCAGUUCACGGACAAGCAGCUGACCAUGACCGGCUACCUCGUCGACUUUACACCCGAGAGUCUGCAAGAGUUCUACAACAAGGUCAUACCGAUGCUGCAGAGCGGAGAAUUGAAGGCUAAGCUGAGCAUUACCGAGGGCAUUGAAAAUGCCGCAGAGGGCUUUGUUGGGAUGUUGACAGGAGAAAACUUUGGAAAGGCAGUCUUGAGGAUUUAA
Messenger RNA from Colletotrichum spaethianum, 1038 nucleotides. RefSeq names its product NADP-dependent oxidoreductase RED1. The record is from RefSeq and is a predicted model, not a curated record. Gene Ontology annotation, molecular function: oxidoreductase activity, acting on the CH-CH group of donors, NAD or NADP as acceptor. The transcript is spliced from 2 exons. NCBI's taxonomy places the organism in Eukaryota, Fungi, Ascomycota, Sordariomycetes, Glomerellales, Glomerellaceae. Bases 1 to 1038 code for a protein of 345 amino acids.